Molecule: messenger RNA, 1245 nt
Organism: Scheffersomyces coipomensis
Lineage: Eukaryota; Fungi; Ascomycota; Pichiomycetes; Serinales; Debaryomycetaceae
Gene: TPK2
Product: cAMP-dependent protein kinase catalytic subunit
Exons: 1
Coding region: 1-1245 (414 amino acids)
Biological process (GO): protein phosphorylation
Cellular component (GO): nucleus
Molecular function (GO): ATP binding; protein serine/threonine kinase activity
Source: RefSeq, a predicted model, not a curated record
AUGCCUUCUACCAAUAUUUUUAAAAAACUUCAUAUAACAAGACUGAAUAACAGUAGUAAUAAUAAUAGUGAAAAUAAUAGUAUUCAAGAUUUAACUUCAACAACCAUUGCAUCUUCAUCAUCAUCUACCAAUAAAUCAAAUAUGGAUUUCUUUACUUCAUCUCAUACAACCCAACCAGCAACCACCACCACUGACUCUUCUCAUCAUAGCUCGCAUAAUACUUCAUCAGUUGGAACUUCGGAAGCCAUUCGAAGAUCACUUUUACCUCAACGUUCAACCGUUUCAAAAGGGAAGUAUUCUUUAACUGAUUUUAGUAUUAUGAGAACUUUAGGUACAGGAUCAUUUGGUAGAGUUCAUUUAGUUCGUUCAGUUCAUAAUGGAAGAUAUUAUGCUAUAAAAGUAUUAAAGAAACAUCAAGUGGUUAAAAUGAAACAAGUUGAACAUACUAAUGAUGAACGUCGAAUGUUAAAAUUGGUUGAACAUCCAUUUUUAAUUAGAAUGUGGGGUACAUCUCAAGAUACAAAAAAUCUUUUUAUGGUUAUGGAUUAUAUUGAAGGAGGUGAAUUAUUUUCACUUUUAAGAAAAUCGCAAAGAUUCCCAAAUCCAGUAGCUAAAUUUUAUGCUGCUGAAGUUACUUUAGCAUUAGAAUAUUUACAUAGUCAUGAUAUUAUUUAUCGUGAUUUAAAACCAGAAAAUAUCUUAUUAGAUAGAAAUGGUCAUAUUAAAAUCACUGAUUUUGGAUUUGCUAAAGAAGUUAAUACAGUUACUUGGACUUUAUGUGGUACUCCUGAUUAUAUUGCUCCUGAAGUUAUUACUACAAAACCUUAUAAUAAAUCAGUUGAUUGGUGGUCCCUUGGUGUAUUGAUUUUUGAAAUGUUAGCUGGUUAUACUCCAUUUUAUGAUUCAACUCCUAUGAAAACUUAUGAAAAAAUCUUAUCGGGUAAAAUCCAUUAUCCAAGUUUUUUCAGUCAAGAUGUAAUUGAUUUAUUAUCAAAAUUAAUAACGGCAGAUUUAACUCGUAGAUUAGGUAAUUUAAUGAAUGGUCCUGCUGAUAUUAGAAAUCAUCCAUGGUUCCUGGAAGUGGUAUGGGAAAAAUUACUUGCUAAAGAUAUCGAAACUCCUUAUGAACCUCCUAUUACGGCUGGGGUGGGUGAUAGUUCGCUUUUCGAUCAUUAUCCUGAAGAACAAUUGGAUUAUGGAUCUACUGGUGAAGAUCCUUAUGCUGAAUUUUUCGGAGAUUUCUAG